AAACCCAGUUUUGACAUCCUGAUAAAGGAAGUGAGAUUUUAUGUUAGUCUAGUGACUAUUAUGUGCAGGAGUAUUUGCUCCUGUGUGGCCUGUGUUGUUUGUGUUUUCUCUUUGCAGGAAAGAGAGACCCAGAAGGAUGGAGAGUCCAGGGUGAGAGUAGGAGAUAUCAUGUACGUGAAGGUGCCCAGGAGGAGAUGCGUAGCACUCAAGGUGUUUCUGUUUGGCCUGUGGGAUUUGUGGGUGGCAGAACGUAUGAGCGCCCCCUGGUGUCUGGUGGGAAAGUUGUGGGCUGGUACACUGGCUGGAGACCAGACCGAUCGUUCGCCAUUGACAUGGCAGGUUUUGCAGUGAACCUCCAGGUGAUCCUGGCAAACCCACAGGCGCAGUUCAAGCGGUCCGGCUCCCAGCCGGGGAUGCAGGAGUCUGACUUCCUCAAGCAGAUCACAAAGGUCCCCGAGUUGGAGCCCAAGGCCAACAAUUGCACACGGGUGCUGGUUUGGCACACUCGCACAGAGAAACCACACCUUGUAAACGAGCCCAGACUUCGAAAGGACCCUGUGGUCAUUGAGGUGUGAGAGGAACAGCAGCCAGAAGCUGAUUGCAGCUGCUCAUCAUCUCUUGGCUGGGACUAACAACAGCACCCUGCUUUUUCUACUAAUUGGUUUAAUACAGUCUGUUCAUCCUGGACACAGACUCCAAGGGAGCUGCAUGAUUCAAGACUUCCAGCUGCCAGUCAAAUGUGCUUUGUGUGAACUGAAUGGCAUGGGCUGAAUAUGCUCACUUUACAAACUGGGAUGGUUCAUUUCUUCCAUCCAUGGCUUGCUCAUGUAAAACACUGAAGUAUAAAUGUAAAGAAAAUAUCAUGUUGUUCACUUAAAAAGUGCCAUGUGAAUCAUAAUGUCAUUUUUAAUCAUUAAUACAUGAUUGUCAACUGUUAUACCAUGAUAUAAUUACCCUAAACAAGGGUUGUGGUCCUGAUAAUUGGUAACUUCCUAUAUUUUAUGACAAUGGUUUUGUAGUGCUAAUGUUUCUCAAAGUUCAAGAAAUUUUUUACAUUUUGGGGAAUAUGUUUAUUUGUUUUCUUUCUGAGGAGAAGGGAUAAAGCAUUGGUAAGGAUCCAGAAUCAGGGCAUGGUUUGCAUCAAGUUGCAUCAAGCAAGAAGCAGCUAGUCUGUCCAUCUUUGUUCACCUGUUUCAUUUAACCCAUGCAUAAACUGAAACAGUAAAAGAAAAAAUGUCAGGCUGUAGUUUUUCAGGGAAGUUAUAUGAUGUAAUUACUGUGUAUCUUUGGGAAAAACAUCUGGGUGUGCACCAGAAAUGCUCCGCAAAAUUACAAGGCCGAUGGAUAUUUUGCUAUUCAGGAAGAACUAUCUCACAAUCACAGAUUGUCAUUUUUUUACAUUGCUAUUUAAUGUUUUAAACAAACUACACAGAAUGUAGUCUAAUUAGCUUUCAAGGUGCUGCUCCCAGUCUUUAAGAUAAAUAUGUCUCCACUUCAGCUGCAUACUUAACUCGAAACAGGCAUUCUUUUCUCAUCUUGCUACUGGAAGAUAGCAAGUAAGUGUAUUUGCAAACAUACAGAAUGAUUUAUUUCAUAACACUCCAUACCUCUUUCACUGAGCAAAUGAAGAUGUUUGAAGGGAAGCUCUUCACUCCUUUAAUCACCUGCCAAAAGUCUUUGCUUCAUUUCUACUGGAAGAACAGCACCUUUCUCCAUGUCUUCAUGGUGGCUCAGUUGCCAAUUGGAGGCAGACAAAAGCAACUAGAUUUUCCAGCUCUAGUCCUACCUCUUUUAUGUCUCAAAUUCAUUGUGGUAAUUACUGAUGCCUAAAUGCUAUAUAAUCAUCAAAUCAUUGCCCAGCUCAUAUAUAAUGAUCUCAGUGGACCUUUGCUCUGCUCUUAGCCUGUAUUUAUGUUAGGAAAACCCACCAUAAAGUGUCUUAGUAAGGUGUAACAGACAGACUGCUAGUUUCACAGCUCAGAUGUGUAAAAAAAAGGAUAUUUUUAUAACAGUAUUAUACUGGACACACAAGUUUAAAGCGAAAUUAACGUGUUAGUGUGCGAUGUAUACUGGAAACAAAAAGAGGAUUAAAUCCAGGAUUCAACAGCCUUUAUUCCACAUGACUCUGCUGUAAAAUGUGGGACAGAAACAAAGGAGCAAACAAAAUUCUCAAAAGAUAAAUCAACACGUUUACAGUUGAGAGUCACUGGACAAAGAUGAACGCAGAAAACCAUUUCUGGCUAUUUAUUGUUCUACUAUUCGGAAAUCACUUUUUCUCUCUCUGUACUAGGCACCAGAAAAUGUAAACACAUUGGAAAUAAACCUGGAGGACAAUAGAGUUAUCAAAUAUAUGUGUGUGUUGUUCACACUACCCACAUGUACUGUAUAACAGGGUGCUACAGUUAUUGCAUGACAAAGAGAGAAUGGAUCUCUGCAUCGGCACUCGGCAGUGUCGCUGUAGCUCUGUGCGUGGAUGUGUGUAUGUGUGCUUUGUUCAUUUCUGCUCUUGCUCUUCUGUCCUUAGCCUCUAGAUACACGGAUUGUACAGUGAUGAUGGACCUAUCCAGCGUUUUCAUACAGGACCCUUUUCUAGCACUGUCCAGUCCUGGUCCACCUCAUCAGCCUCUUUUUGCCAGCCCAGUGCUGUGAUUGGUCAUCCACGUUUAUUUGCUUCAGAUUAACUGUGCUUCUCUUGUACUG
This is a messenger RNA of Monopterus albus (swamp eel), 2700 nucleotides long. Its product is annotated as galactosylgalactosylxylosylprotein 3-beta-glucuronosyltransferase 2-like. Gene Ontology annotation, molecular function: galactosylgalactosylxylosylprotein 3-beta-glucuronosyltransferase activity. The transcript has 4 exons. Gene Ontology annotation, cellular component: Golgi membrane. Lineage: Eukaryota; Metazoa; Chordata; Actinopteri; Synbranchiformes; Synbranchidae. The record is from RefSeq and is a predicted model, not a curated record. Gene Ontology annotation, biological process: carbohydrate metabolic process; chondroitin sulfate proteoglycan biosynthetic process. The coding region runs from base 195 to 575 and encodes 126 amino acids.